GGCAACCGCCGUCGUAUCAGGUGGUCGUGUUGUGACACUCAGCUGUUUCAGUCAGUAGUCAGCUGAUCGGCUCCAAGUUACUGUCGGUGGAGCUGCGGCUUUCCAUACGGUGCAUUUAUCUGAAUCCACACGCAAACAUACUACAGAACCAUAACAUGCUUCAUGCAAACAUUGAAAAGAAAGGUUACUCCAGUGCUUGAGUCUUAAGUGAACGCUGACGAGAGUACAAGUAGAAGCCUACAGGUGGUGCUGAAGGUGUUGGUCUGACGUUUUGCUGGUGAGAGUCUUGGGUGAUCCACCAAAGCCAACCACCUGUUCCUGCCUCCGGCGCAGCUUAGACUGACGGCUUUGUAACAACAGCCGUCGUGUGCUCGGGUUGACAUCGUUAGCACCCACACGUUCAGGACCAAAACAAGGAGUGUGGCUUUCUCGGCGAGCCCAUCUUCACCGCCACCAUCGUGACAAGAAGCAGCCGUCAUGGGCGUGCACAGGACAGCAGAGGAGCCUGGUGGAGGGUUAGGGAUCUUGGAGGAGGAGGAAGAGGACGAAGAUCUCAGCAUGGAUAGUUUUUUCCAUUACCCUCAUCAACAUUCCGGGACGAGCAGCACCAACAGCGACGUCCUAAACAACAACCAGGUGGACGAGGACAAAGUCAACCUUACGGGGAAGGGGCGAGUGGAUAUGGCUCACUUCGAACUGCUCAAAGUUUUAGGAACUGGAGCAUAUGGCAAGGUCUUCCUGGUUCGCAAAGUAUCUGGGAAGGAUGCUGGCAAAUUGUAUGCCAUGAAGGUCUUGAAAAAAGCCACCAUCGUGCAGAAGAAGAAGACAACUGAGCACACCAAGACGGAGAGGCAGGUGCUAGAGGCUGUAAGGCAGAGUCCCUUUCUCGUCACCCUCCACUACGCCUUCCAGACUGAUGCCAAACUACACCUCAUCCUUGACUAUGUCAGUGGAGGAGAACUAUUCACUCACCUUUACCAGAGGGAAAGGUUCCAUGAGGAUGAAGUCCGGCUCUACAUUGGUGAGAUCAUCCUUGCGCUUGAGCAUCUGCACAAACUGGGUAUAAUUUAUCGUGAUAUCAAGCUGGAGAACAUCCUCCUGGACUCUGAUGGCCACAUAGUUUUAACAGACUUUGGUCUUAGCAAGGACUUCCUCUCUCAUGAGACUGAGCACAGAGCUUAUUCCUUUUGUGGCACAAUUGAGUACAUGGCCCCUGAGGUGGUGCGGGGAGGAGCACAUGGCCAUGACCAGGCUGUGGACUGGUGGAGUAUAGGAGUGUUAACAUAUGAACUGCUCACUGGAGCCUCGCCUUUCACUGUGGAGGGUGAGAAAAAUAACCAGCAAGAGAUCUCAAGACGAAUCCUGAAAACACAACCACCACUACCUAGUGAUCUAUCACCAGAGGUUAGAGACUUAAUUUCAAGACUACUUGUGAAAGACCCUCGUCAGAGGUUAGGAGGAGGGCCACAAGAUGCUGCAGAAAUCAAGCAACAUUCGUUCUUCAAGAAUCUGAAUUGGAAUGACCUUGCUCAAAAGAAAGUACCUGCCCCAUUUGUACCCAGGAUCAGCAAUGAACUAGAUGUUAGUAAUUUCUCUGAAGAGUUCACAGCGAUGGUACCACAGGAUUCUCCAGCAAUUGUUCCUCCUGAUGUAGAGAAAAUGUUCAAAGGUUAUUCAUAUGUUGCCCCAUCAAUUCUCUUCACUGAAAAUGUGAUCAGUGAUUCUCUCUUCAAGACUUCAACAGACAGAAGACCUUCCACCACUAACUUAAUGGCAUGUAGCUUUAAGGAUUCGGCAUUCUUUCAACAAUAUGAACUAGAUCUUCGAGAGAACAUUCUUGGAGAUGGCAGCUUCAGUGUUUGUCGGGAAUGUAUACAAAAGUCCACUGGACAACACUUUGCUGUCAAGAUAGUUUCAAGAAGACUAGACUGCCAACAAGAAAUAAACUUACUAAGGGCAUGCCAAGGACAUUCUAAUAUUGUCAACCUUCAUGAAGUUUUAUAUGAUGAGGCACAUACCUACAUAGUGAUGGAACUUCUUGGAGGUGGGGAGCUGCUGCAGAGAAUUAGAAAACACAAAAGGUUCACAGAGACUCAGGCUUCAGCCAUCAUGAGGAGCUUGGUUUCAGCUGUUCAUUAUAUGCACAAGAAAGGCAUUGUUCACAGAGACUUAAAGCCAGAGAACCUAUUGUUCAAAGAUUCUUCAGAAGAUUCAGUGAUCAAGAUUGUAGACUUUGGGUUUGCACGUAUGAUGCCGGACAAAGAAAAGGAUGGCAACAUGAAGACACCAUGUUUCACAUUACACUAUGCUGCUCCUGAAGUGUUGCGACAAGCAGUUCAAAAAGGAGCAAAUGGCUAUGAUGAAACAUGCGACUGGUGGAGCUUGGGUGUGAUUCUGUAUACAAUGCUGUCAGGAAGAGCCCCAUUUCAGUCAAGAAGUAAAGAUGACACUUCAGCCUCAAUUAUUGCCCGAAUAAAGGAUGGAAGUUUUGACAUGUCAGGACCAGAAUGGAUCUCUGUUUCUUCACAGGCCAAGAAACUUAUCAAAGGGUUAUUGACAGUAGAUGCUUCAAGGCGUCUCAAGAUAACGGAGUUGCUACAAGAUGAGUGGCUUCAGGGAGGUCCCCCUUAUUUAUUUUCUGCUACUCCCCUAAUGACACCAACCAUACUCAGUGCUCGGCCCACGCUUACUGGCCCAAUCUCUGCUGAAGCUGGGGUCAAGCAAGCCUUUCAUGCAUUCCACAUGGCAACUAGAGAAGGAUUUCGUUUGCUGGAUGUUAGUAAUGCAAGACUUGCUCAACGUCGGAAAAACAAGAAAUCUUCUACUGAUGCCCGAAGUCAUUCUUCUACCUCAUCCCUCUCCUCUACCUCAUCCGCAUCUUCCCUCAAUUCCACUUGUACACCAAGCAAGUCGGACCGCUGUAGUUCCUCAUUAGGAGUAACUCCAAAGAAAGAAGAAAGCAUUUUUGACUUUGGUGAGGCAAGAGUGAAAGAGUAUCUUUCAAGUAUAGAGUCUCCUUCUGAAAAAUCUUUCCCAGCAACCCCGAGCAUGGUUUUGACAUUACCAAGCCCGCGAUCAAAAUCCACCUCAAAGAGCAGUGGUCUUGGAUCAUUUGAAUUACCCAAAGAAAACACAAGUGGUGAAACAUUGACUAACCCUGAAAAUGAUAUUAGUGUGUCUUCUGAGGAAAGUUCUUUAAGUGCUUCUAAGGUGUCUUACAACAAAGAACAGUGCCUUGCAUUUAAGAAAGAGUCUACUGGUUGUGAUAUGGAAAAGGAUGUCUUGGAUAUCAAAUGUUCUGGAAGUCCGCAAAAAUUCUUCCCUUGUGAUAGUUGUUACUUUACUGGACCACAAACCCGUUCACGGAAGCGAAAAUUAGAAAAGCUGAGUGAGGGUGAUGUAACCAUAGUCAAACACAUGUUCAAAGGCAGAAACACUAGAAGUAAAAGAUUUGAUACUAUAGUGAUUGAUGAUUGAUGAGUGAGAAACUUUUAGGCAUUACAAAACUUUCCAGAUUUAGCAUUAGAAUAUUAUAUCUUACUAUUUAAAUUCAGAGAAAGUUUAUAUAAAUGAAUAUUAUAUUAUGUUGUAAGAGACCUAAUGUAUUUGAUAUAUAUAUA
Eriocheir sinensis (Chinese mitten crab) is the source of this 3620-nucleotide messenger RNA. RefSeq names its product ribosomal protein S6 kinase alpha-5-like. The coding region runs from base 478 to 3477 and encodes 999 amino acids. The transcript is spliced from 16 exons. Gene Ontology annotation, molecular function: protein serine/threonine kinase activity; ATP binding; magnesium ion binding. Lineage: Eukaryota; Metazoa; Arthropoda; Malacostraca; Decapoda; Varunidae. The record is from RefSeq and is a predicted model, not a curated record. Gene Ontology annotation, biological process: intracellular signal transduction; protein phosphorylation; regulation of DNA-templated transcription.